Messenger RNA from Trypanosoma brucei brucei TREU927, 2517 nucleotides. RefSeq lists its product as hypothetical. The record is from RefSeq and is a predicted model, not a curated record. Bases 1 to 2517 code for a protein of 838 amino acids. NCBI's taxonomy places the organism in Eukaryota, Euglenozoa, Kinetoplastea, Trypanosomatida, Trypanosomatidae. The transcript has a single exon.
AUGUGGACAGGGAGCAUCAGUGGCGCCUUGGAUAACUGUAUUGAAGGUGAGGUUAUUGUACAGACUGCGUUGCAGAGGCUUCAUGCACGUUUGAUUGCCUCUCAGCCGGAAUUCACAGAGGAGGACGUUGGGUUCAUGGAGCAUCCUCCACCUGGGGGCUCACCACCGCAAUCACCGACCCAAUCGCCAACACGCUCGGCGCAUGCGUCUUUGCCUCAGUGGGAUGAUCCGCAGAAUGACUGUGGUGAUGCGGAGGUCACUUGCAUUUCUUUUAAUCGGGAUGUACAAUGUGGGCAACAAUCUGGGCUUGCCGUAUGUGGACAGGUGUUGGUGCCACCCACGGCCUCUGUCGUGGAUUUGGACUCUCCCAUUACGUGUCAGCAGUUUUCAGACACUGUGCAGGAUUUUGAUGGGAAAGCGCUCUUACGAAGUAGGAAGGCCGCAGCGGAAACACUGAAGCUCCUUUGUCAUGGAUACGCACUAACUUGGAGGUACACUGGUGGUUUGCCGAAGAUUACGUCGGGCAACCGAAACAAUUCUUCACGUUCCCUGUCGUCUUCAACUCGCGCCACGGGUAGCCGAGGCAAAGGUACCGUGACUGUACCUGCGCAGCGUGCUGCUUCUGACAUCCCAUCGUCUUGUAUUCCACAAUCCAAGCCAAAUGAAAAACUUGUGCGGCUGCUUGACAAAUGCGUGGGCUCUCUUUUGGUGUAUACCAACGAGUCUUUGCCGUUACGCAAUAUGGUAACGUCUAACGUUGCUCUUUUAAAGUUAUUUUGCUUCGUUUGCAUGGAGGCCAGGAAGUCUGAGGUUGCGCCAGGUGGUACGGCGAGUCGUGAUUUCCUCACCGAGCUAAGCCGCUAUAGCUCUUACUGGGAGCUGUUUUCACUGACGAAACCUUUCGUAGGGGCGCUUCAGGAAUGCUACCUGCUAGAAUUCCUUUUAGACGCCGCUCUGCCGCCCGCUGUUUGUUCAACAAAGUACGAAGGUAUGGUGACGGCUCUCUACCAAAAAAAGGGGAGGUUAGUCACUGACAUUUUUUCCGGUCGCCAGGGGCUCGACGCCUUGUUGCAUGAACUUCCCUUGCGUGCGUUAUCAGCCCUUGUCAGCAUGGUUUCGUUUGUGGAGCCGAGGAUGCGUGCCCGCGUACUGGAUAGAAUGGUUGAGGCUGGUUUAAUUUCGUCAAUUCGGGAGGGCAUACAUCGAGUGACCACUGGGGGUGCGCACCUGCCGGUUCAGACGCGGGGUGAAUAUGGGACAGCAUCGUGGAGCUGGGAAGAUAUAAAGCGGGGUGACUCCGCAACUGUGGGGUUCAGUGUGGAUACGGAACCUUCCUCGUUUCUUCUUGAUCACUGUCUCAGCAUAUUGCAGUGGGUAACAGCGCCUGACUUGACAGAGGGGCCUGGUGCCGCCACCAGCUCUAAAGCCAUGGUGCGUUGUACUGCAUGGGUGUCCCACCUGGAAGACAUCCGAGUCAUAUGCCUGUCCCUUCUCCAGUUCUCUGCACGUGUGACUGACAAAAGGGAUGUAUGCCGUCUUCGUUCUGAGUGGGGCCAGGUAGUUGCGUGCGUACAACAAAUUGCUAGCUUUGAUAGCGGUGCCUACAGCGUGGUGGUUGGUGUGCUAAGUGGCGUUCUCGGGAAGUGCUGCUGUGGGGGUUUCGAUGAGGGGAAUAUGUUGUGCGCAGCCCCUCUUCUCCCGGUUAUCGCGGAGUUGUUUAAACUUAAGGAGUACGCUGAGUCAAAUAUGGCUUGCAUGAGUCAGUGGUUUACAUGGCUGGAGAACUCGCUGCCGCCCCAGAUUUUUGAUGUGCCUGCCACCGCGCAGAGCAGGGAUGAAGUCAUCGGUACUAAAACUUCUUCGCCGAUACUCGAGCGAGGGGAAAAGGUGGUUAAGCAAGAGUGGAAUGAAGUAGAGAUUUCACGGAAGCUUCGCCGCGAUGAGGUUGCCUCACUUUCUGCAUAUUUUGACUUCGCAACACGGCUUGUUGCAGAAGCCCCAUGGUGCGGUGAAGAAGAGCAUUUCCUCGGGAGAAUAGUGCUAUUGGCACGGAGCGUAAUGUCGAUAUACUCGCGGCGGCCCAACCUUGUUUUUGGUCAGGCAUCCGCAUGCUACAGCGCCGUGGCAAGUCGAGUGAACACCCCUAUGGCCUUAUCUCCUUCUCCAUCGUUGGGUAUUCCGCAUAGCUUGUGUAGUACCCCUCGGAAUGGGUGCAGCAGUAGUCCGCCUCGUCUGUCCUCUCCGCCACUAGGCAAGAAGAGGCGGCGCACAGAAGCGCAGCUCUCGGCUUCGUCGGCUUCUUUUGUUACAUCGGUUUCUGAUACGGAAGAGAUAUUUAUUCCAAGUCUUCGUCAGUCACAGUUGUUAGCGGUAGCAACCCCACGUACAGAGGAUGAGGGAGUGUGUCGAGAGAGAUAUGAUGAUUCUCCUCCGGAUGUGACGACAGUUUCGUCGUGGAAACAGAAGACGAGGCACUGCGCGUUGGUUGUAACCACCGAAAGUUUUUCCCUUGAGUGA